AUGAGUAGUAUCAAAAACACGCGGGAUGGCUCGAACAAUGUUGCGACUAGAAGCUCAAGUGCUUCAUAUGCAGCUUCGGAAGAGUCCUUCUCCGGCGCAGCCCACGACAAAGAGAAGCAGAACGAUACCCCGGCAGAUAAGCUAACCAGGAUGCUAACAGGGCCUGCAAGAGAUACUGUGAGUCACGUCAGUGCCACUGUCUCUGAUAUGUCACCGGAUGUCGUAUCCAAAGUAGAAUCCUUCGCAGACGCCCUAUCCCGUCAUACCACAAGAAGCGGAGCCUUCAACAUGGACGCAGGCGGCGAUGACGGAUUCGACGCCCACGCCAUCUUUGAAAGUUUCGUAAGAGAUGCCGAUGAGCAAGGAAUCCAUAUUCGUAAGGCCGGAGUCACAAUAGAGAACAUCAGCGCCAAGGGUGUAGAUGCAAGCGCUCUAGAGGGUGCCACUUUCGGUAACAUAUUAUGCUUACCAUUAAGCAUCUUCAGAGGUAUCAAGGCCAAGAAACAUCAAAAAAUGAGAGAGAUCAUAUGCAACGUUAAUGCUCUAGCAGAGGCAGGUGAGAUGAUUUUGGUUCUUGGAAGGCCAGGCGCCGGUUGUUCCUCCUUUUUAAAAGUUACUGCAGGUGAGAUAGACCAAUUUGCUGGCGGUGUUUCGGGUGAUAUAGCAUACGACGGUAUCCCUCAAAAGGAGAUGAUGAAACGAUAUAAAGCGGAUGUUAUCUACAACGGUGAGUUAGAUGUUCAUUUUCCUUACUUGACGGUUAAACAAACUUUGGAUUUCGCUAUCGCUUGCAAAACGCCUGCUUUGAGAGUAAACAACGUUUCCAAAGAGGAGUACAUUGCAUCUAGAAGACAUUUAUAUGCCACAAUUUUCGGUUUAAGACAUACUUAUAACACUAAAGUCGGUAACGAUUUCGUUAGGGGUGUAUCUGGUGGUGAACGUAAACGUGUUUCUAUUGCCGAAGCCCUAGCCGCUAAGGGCUCCAUUUACUGCUGGGAUAAUGCCACAAGAGGUCUAGAUUCGUCCACAGCCCUGGAAUAUGCGAAGGCCAUCCGUAUUAUGACCAACUUAUUAAAGUCGACGGCAUUUGUUACAAUUUACCAAGCAAGUGAGAACAUUUACGAAACUUUUGAUAAGGUCACCGUCCUUUACUCAGGUAAACAAAUUUAUUUUGGUUUAAUUAAUGAGGCGAAACCAUAUUUUGCAAAAAUGGGUUAUUUAUGUCCUCCAAGGCAAGUUACUGCUGAAUUUUUAACAGCCUUAACAGAUCCAAAUGGGUUCCAUCUGAUCAAGCCGGGAUAUGAAAAUAAAGUUCCAAGAACAGCCGAAGAAUUCGAAACUUAUUGGUUAAAUUCUCCAGAAUUCGCUCAAUUAAGGAACGAUAUUGCUGCUUACAAUGAGAAAGUGAAUACCGAAAAGACAAAAGAGGUGUACAACGAAUCAAUGGCCCAAGAAAAAUCAAAAUUUACUAGGAAGAAAUCUUAUUAUACCGUCUCAUAUUGGCAACAAGUUAAUCUGUGUACUCAACGUGGAUUCCAGAGAAUCUACGGUAACAAGAGUUAUACAGUCAUCAAUGUCUGUGCCGCCAUUAUCCAGUCUUUUAUUACCGGCUCAUUAUUUUAUAAUACCCCUUCAUCUACAUCCGGUGCCUUUUCAAGAGGUGGUGUUUUGUAUUUUGCCCUUUUAUACUACUCUUUGAUGGGGCUGGCAAAUAUUUCCUUCGAACAUAGACCAAUCUUGCAAAAACACAAAGGUUAUUCCCUGUAUCAUCCUUCAGCAGAGGCCAUUGGUUCCACUCUAGCUGCAUUCCCCUUCCGCAUGAUUGGUUUAACAUGUUUUUUCAUCAUUUUAUUCUUCUUAUCAGGGUUGCAUAGAACAGCGGGAUCAUUUUUUACCAUCUAUUUGUUUUUAACCAUGUGUUCAGAGGCAAUAAAUGGUUUAUUUGAGAUGGUUUCUUCUGUGUGUGACACUCUUUCUCAGGCAAACUCUAUUUCCGGUAUUCUGAUGAUGUCCAUCUCCAUGUAUUCUACCUACAUGAUCCAAUUACCAUCAAUGCACCCAUGGUUCAAAUGGAUAUCUUACGUUUUACCUAUCAGGUAUGCUUUCGAGUCUAUGUUGAAUGCGGAAUUUCAUGGAAGACACAUGGAUUGUGCUGACACUUUAGUGCCCAGUGGAGGAAACUAUAGUAGCUUAUCUGAUGACUACAAAGUGUGCGCUUUUGUUGGUUCGAAACCAGGCCAGUCUUAUGUGCUUGGUGAUGACUACUUGAAAAAUCAAUUUCAGUAUGUUUAUAAACAUACUUGGAGAAACUUUGGUAUCCUGUGGUGCUUCCUAAUAGGUUAUAUCGUCUUAAAAGUUGUAUUCACAGAAUACAAGAGACCAGUGAAAGGCGGCGGUGAUGCUCUUAUCUUUAAGAAGGGAUCAAAGAGGUUUGUCGCGCCCGUGGAUGAGGAAUCUCCAGACAAUAUCAAUGAUAUAGAUGCCAAGGAGCAAUUCUCCAGUGAAAGUAGCGGUGCGAAUGAUGAAGUGUUUGAUGAAUUAGAGGCCAAGGGUGUUUUUAUUUGGAAGGAUGUGUGUUUUACGAUCCCGUAUGAGGGUAGCACAAGAAUGCUUUUGGACAAUGUCUCAGGGUACUGUGUUCCAGGUACUAUGACCGCCUUGAUGGGCGAAUCAGGUGCUGGUAAGACAACCUUGUUAAAUACCCUUGCUCAAAGAAAUGUUGGUAUCAUCACUGGUGACAUGCUUGUCAAUGGUCGUCCCAUUGAUGCAAGUUUUGAAAGACGUACAGGUUAUGUUCAACAACAGGACAUUCAUAUCGCAGAGUUGACUGUCAGAGAAUCAUUACAGUUUUCUGCUCGUAUGCGUCGUCCACAACGUUUACCUGAUUCUGAAAAAAUGGAAUACGUAGAGAAGAUCAUUAGGGUUUUAGGCAUGGAAGAAUAUGCCGAGGCCCUUGUUGGUGAGGUUGGCUGUGGUUUGAAUGUUGAACAAAGAAAGAAACUGUCUAUUGGUGUCGAAUUGGUCGCUAAACCAGACUUGCUGUUAUUCCUUGAUGAGCCUACAUCAGGUCUAGAUUCUCAAUCCUCAUGGGCUAUUAUCCAAUUAUUGAGAAAACUAUCUAAAGCUGGUCAGUCCAUUCUUUGUACAAUUCAUCAACCUUCGGCUACUCUGUUCGAAGAGUUCGACAGAUUGCUGCUUUUGAAAAAGGGUGGACAAACUGUUUAUUUUGGAGAUAUUGGUAAAAACUCUGCCGCAAUCCUGGGCUAUUUUGAACAAAACGGAGCAAGAAAAUGUGAUCACGAUGAAAAUCCUGCUGAGUAUAUCUUAGAAGCUAUUGGUGCAGGUGCCACUGCAUCCGUCAAGGAGGACUGGCAUGAAAAAUGGUUAAACUCUCCCGAAUAUAAACAGUCACAAGACAAAGUACAGGAAUUGAUCAACGAUUUAUCGAAACAGGAAACCAAAUCCGAAUUUGGGGAUCAACCUUCCAAAUAUGCUACCUCUUACAUUUAUCAGUUCAGAUACGUUUUAAUCAGAACGUCCACUUCAUUUUGGAGAAGUUUGAACUAUAUCAUGUCAAAGAUGAUGUUAAUGAUGGUUGGCGGUUUAUAUAUUGGUUUCACGUUUUUCAACGUUGGUAAGAGCUAUGUCGGCUUACAAAAUGCCAUGUUUGCCGCAUUUAUCUCCAUUAUCUUGUCUGCACCUGCAAUGAAUCAAAUUCAAGCUCGUGCAAUUGCAUCCAGGGAGCUUUUCGAGGUCAGAGAAUCCCAGUCUAACAUGUUCCAUUGGUCGCUAGUAUUGAUUACUCAGUAUUUGAGCGAACUUCCAUACCACUUACUUUUCUCGACUGUUUUCUUCGUUUCUUCGUAUUUCCCAUUAAGAAUUUUUUUUGAAGCUUCAAGAUCUGCAGUAUACUUUUUGAACUACUGUAUUAUGUUCCAAUUAUACUACGUUGGUCUUGGUCUGCUAAUCCUAUACAUGUCACCAAACCUACCAUCCGCAAAUGUUAUCUUAGGUUUAUGUCUGUCAUUUAUGCUUUCCUUUUGCGGUGUUACACAACCUGUCUCAUUGAUGCCUGGCUUCUGGACUUUCAUGUGGAAGGCUUCCCCAUACACAUAUUUUGUUCAAAACUUGGUCGGCAUAAUGCUGCACAAGAAACCAGUCGUGUGCAAAAAGAAAGAAUUGAACUACUUCAACCCACCAAAUGGCUCGACAUGCGGUGAGUACAUGAAACAAUUUUUAGAAAAAUCUACAGGUUAUAUUGAAAACCCUGACGCUACUUCUGAUUGUGCAUACUGUAUUUAUGAGGUUGGUGAUAACUAUUUGACACAUAUUAGCUCCAAGUAUAGCUAUCUGUGGAGAAACUUUGGAAUAUAUUGGAUUUACAUUUUCUUCAAUAUCAUUGCUAUGAUUUGCGUAUACUACCUCUUUCAUGUAAGACAAUCUUCCUUUCUGAGUCCAGCAUUUAUUAUAAAGAAAAUCAAAAACGCAAGAAAAAAAAAGCAGUAA
Messenger RNA from Saccharomyces kudriavzevii IFO 1802, 4506 nucleotides. RefSeq names its product ATP-binding cassette transporter SNQ2 (gene SNQ2). Gene Ontology annotation, molecular function: ABC-type transporter activity; ATP hydrolysis activity; ATP binding. NCBI's taxonomy places the organism in Eukaryota, Fungi, Ascomycota, Saccharomycetes, Saccharomycetales, Saccharomycetaceae. The record is from RefSeq and is a predicted model, not a curated record. Gene Ontology annotation, cellular component: membrane. The transcript has a single exon. Bases 1 to 4506 code for a protein of 1501 amino acids. Gene Ontology annotation, biological process: xenobiotic detoxification by transmembrane export across the plasma membrane.